Messenger RNA from Trypanosoma cruzi, 1339 nucleotides. Its product is annotated as trans-sialidase, putative. The transcript has a single exon. The annotation marks the transcript as partial. Lineage: Eukaryota; Euglenozoa; Kinetoplastea; Trypanosomatida; Trypanosomatidae. Gene Ontology annotation, cellular component: membrane; cytoplasm; intracellular membrane-bounded organelle. Gene Ontology annotation, molecular function: exo-alpha-sialidase activity. Gene Ontology annotation, biological process: oligosaccharide catabolic process; ganglioside catabolic process. The record is from RefSeq and is a predicted model, not a curated record.
AUGGACUCACGUGUUGCUGCAGUGAAGGCACCCCGCACACACAACCGUUGCCUUAACACCGGAUCGAGCGGGAGGAGGAGGGAAGGAAGAGAGAGUGAGCGGCAGAGGCCCAACAUGUUCCGGCAUUUGUUUAAUUUCGCGGUGCUGCUGCUCCUCGUCACGACGAUGUGCUGCGGCACUGGUGGAGCUACGUCUGCAAAGGAGAAUGGUGGCAACAGUGAUUUAAGAAGUGUUGAGGAGCUGCAAUGGGUCGAUCUAUUUGUGCCGCAGAAGACGCCGGUACUGUCGAAAGGUGGAGAUACUUCAGAGAAGAUGUGGGAUUCAUUUGUUUCACCCUCUCUCGUCAGUGCUGGUGGAGUAAUUGCUGCUUUUGCCGAAGGCCAAAUAAAUGCUCAAUAUACCGCUGAUGGUAAAUUAAUUAGGCCGACUUCUUCUGAUGUUGUUGCGGGAUACAUUGACUCUGCGUGGGAAUGGCCCACUCUUGUUGGUGAGGUCAAUAAAGAAACAUGGCGGGCACACAGCGUGCUUGUUAAAGCGGAGGGAAAGGAGAGUUUGGAUGUUGUGCGCCACCCCACAACAACGAUGAAGGACAAAAGAGUUUUUCUUCUUGUGGGAAGCACUGCCUUGUCCGAUGUAAAUGGGAGUUGGGGACAGGGCAGCUUGGAGCUGAAACUGGUUGUGGGUGAUGUCACGAAGCCUUCUGCGGACAGCGAGCCGAGAGAGUGGAUAAAAUGGAGCGAAGUUCAAUCGCCGGUGAAGCAGACUACUUUGGCUGUUCAAGGAAGAAAAUUGACGGAGUUUGUUGCUUCUGGUGGCGCAGUUGUUCUGAUGGAGGAUGGCACGCUUGUGUUUCCACUGAUGGCGAAGAGCGGAAAUGGUGUCGUUUACUCCAUGAUCAUUUACUCGACGGACAACGGCAGUACCUGGGCGCUCUCAAAGGGCGUUUCACCUGCGAAAUGCCUUAAUCCUCGCAUCACCGAGUGGGAGGGAUCACUUCUCAUGAUUGUUGACUGCGAGGAUGGCCAGAGGGUGUACGAGUCGCGUGACAUGGGAACAACGUGGACGGAGGCUGUCGGGACGCUUCCAGGCGUGUGGGCCAAACCCCAACCAGAAGACUCCAAAAAUGUAAGCCUGCAUGUGGGAGCUCUCAUCACCGCGACCAUUGAGGGAAGGAAGGUCAUGCUGUACACUCAGAGAGGGUACGCCUCGGGGGAGAAUAAGGCCAAUCCGCUCUACCUUUGGGUCACGGACAACAACCGCUCGUUUUAUUUUGGACCGGUUGCCAUGGACAAUGCUGCGAAUUCGAUGCUCGCCAGCGCCCUGCUUACUCGGAGGCAAU